AUGUCGUCAACCGAUGAUCAAAUCAUUCAAUAUGUACCGUUUAUGUCUUUUGUACAUCCUUCAUUCUGGCAUACUUUAACUGAUUUAAAACUAAACGUUGAUAGAUUAAACGAAAACACGAAACAAAUAUAUGGACGCUUUACAUAUCGAAAUGAUAUAGGACCUGUUUUUGAAGUUGAUGGAACUUCUUUUAACAAGACACCAGAACAAGAACACUCCUAUUUGAAUGUAACUGGAACUGUAAUGAACAAGAAUACAAUUGAAGAUUUCAAAAAUAUUGACAAAGCAUCACUUCUAAACAGUUUAGGAGAAAUUUUAUGGCAGAAUAUAAAAACUGGAUCAUGGAUUGACAAUCCCAGUUCAUUAUUAAACUUCUUCUUACUUUCAUUUGCUGACUUAAAAAAAUUUCAUUACUAUUAUUGGUUUGCAUUUCCAACUCCCAGUCAACCUACAGUAUAUCUAAAUGAAAAAAGUAGCCUAGCUUCAGCACAUUUUAAUAAUCAACAACUAGAUGAAAUAGCAGAGGAGUUCAAAAGUUUAGAAGCAACACAGAAAUACUUCUUUGUGAUUGCUAUUGAGGAUGACAAAUUAAAAGUACUUAAAAUAUCAGAUGUAUUUGAAAAAAGUCAAGGAUCCACAAAUAUGUAUUAUGCAUUUAUGGAUCCAAGUAAUACUGAUAAUCCAGGAUGGCCGCUGAGAAUACUUCUUGCUGCUGUAUUUGAACAUAAUCCAUUAUUAGCUAGAACUGUUACAAAAGUUGUAGGAAUAAGGAUGGACAAAAAUGGUUCAGUUGAAAACAGUAGAGUAUUUGUUAUAAAGGCACAACAGAAUCCUGAAUCGGGCAAAGGUUGGGUGGGAUGGGAACGAAACAAUAAGGGCAAUUUUGGGCCAAAGUUAGCAAAUAUGUCUGCAUCUAUGGACCCUGUGCGAUUAGCUGAUACAUCAUCAGAUUUGAAUAUAAGGUUGAUGCAAUGGCGACUGGUUCCCAAACUUAAUGUGGAUAUUAUGAGAAAUACUAAGUGUUUGCUACUUGGUGCUGGGACUUUGGGUUGUCAUGUGGCAAGAGAUUUAUUGGCUUGGGGUUUCCGACACAUCACAUUCAUAGAUAAUGGAAAAGUGUCAUUUUCUAAUCCAUCGCGACAAGUUUUGUUUAAUUAUGAGGACUGUCUAAAUGGUGGAAAAAUGAAAGCAAAUGCUGCCGCAGAUAACCUUAAGAAAAUAUUGCCAAGUGUUGUUAGCCAUGGAUCAGCUUUACACAUUCCGAUGCCUGGUCAUCCCAUUGGUGAAUCUCUUAAAGAAGAAACCAUUUCUAAUAUAAAACAAAUAAUUGAUGCCAUACAAGAACAUGAUGUUAUAUUUCUCCUCCUGGACACAAGGGAAGCAAGAUGGCUGCCUACUUUGAUUGCUGCACAUUAUGGGAAGAUAGCAAUAAAUGCGGCGCUAGGCUUUGAUACUUACCUAGUAAUGCGCCACGGUCUGGGGCUUGCAUCCGCGCCGAACGAUAUAAAGAACUCUCAUGUAGAUGGCGCUCAACUUGGCUGCUAUUUUUGCAAUGACGUCACAGCACCCGGUAAUUCGGUAAAAGACCGUACAUUAGACCAGCAAUGCACAGUGACUCGGCCGGGAGUAGCGGCCAUCGCUGGCGGAUUAGCCGUUGAACUCCUAGUUGGGCUGUUGCAACAUCCACUCGGAAUAAACGCCCCUGCCCCAUACAAUAUAACCCAAGAGGAUUCAUCUAUAGAUGGGGUUCUUGGCCCAAUACCUCACUCAAUCAGGGGUUUUCUCCAUACAUAUCAAAAUGUUACACCAACUUGUGGCAAAUUUAAACAGUGUAUCGCUUGUUCUGAUAUAGUGAUAGCUAAUUAUAGAAAUGAAGGAAUUGAAUUUCUUCUAAAAGUCUUCAAUAGUGGUACUUAUCUGGAGGAAAUAACUGGUUUACAAGAACUGCAUUUAAGUGCUGAGAUGGCUGACAUAUUGACAUUUUCUGAUGAUGACCAUGAAUAA
Molecule: messenger RNA, 2004 nt
Organism: Pieris macdunnoughi
Lineage: Eukaryota; Metazoa; Arthropoda; Insecta; Lepidoptera; Pieridae
Source: the annotation of a GenBank genome assembly